Molecule: messenger RNA, 669 nt
Organism: Papaver somniferum (opium poppy)
Lineage: Eukaryota; Viridiplantae; Streptophyta; Magnoliopsida; Ranunculales; Papaveraceae
Exons: 2
Coding region: 134-502 (122 amino acids)
Source: RefSeq, a predicted model, not a curated record
UCCAACUUCCUAUUCCUUCUCUUCUGCUUUCUUUCUCAACUUCUUCAGAAAUACCCCUCCUUACAAAAUCUUCUUUCUUCUGCUUUCUUUCUCAACUUCUAGUAAUCUCCCCCUAUUUGCAAAAUCUCUUAUAAUGGGUUUCGUUCGAAAAAUUGUGUUGAUCUUGGCUGUGGCUUUAUGUGUUGUUUCUUCAACUGCAGAAUUUUACAAUGGGACUACUGAUGAACAAAUUAAUGGUUUCGCAUUUGCACCGGCUCCAUUCAGUAUUAUACCUGUGGACCCCAGUACGGAGAUCCUUGUUAACUGGACAGCCACGCUCACUAAUCUCACAUGUUACAGGAUAGUUGGCACGGAGGAGACAGUCUGUCGCGUCACGACCUCGGCGGAGUUUCACAACAUCACCUCCGGCGAGUUCGUUUCCGGGCCUAAAUCUGCCGGUGCUCCACUUCCAGUACCAGCCAUGUUCCUUGUGUUUGUAAUAUUUAUCGUUCAGUUUGUUUAAUUACUAAGAAGGGUACGUGAGACUAAAGACGGUGCUACAAUUAUUCAAACAUUCCCAGAUAUUGAUGGAUGUAUCAUUUGACUGGAAACUUUUUUCCAGCUACUAAUAUUUCAGUUUAUUUCUAUAUCAGUUUUAAUAUUUAUUUAUUUUCAUUUCUUUUUGGUGUC